CCCUCUCACAGACUCCAUCGCCUUGACUCGUUUCUUCUUCUUCUCCUCCGGGAUCUGCGCGUUUCUCUCUCUUCCGGUUGUCGUCUGUUCGUGUGGCAGAAAAAACUGUUUUGUCGAAAUGGCCAAGUCAAAGAACCACACAACUCACAACCAGUCUCGCAAAGCCCACAGGAAUGGCAUCAAGAAGCCCACAUCCCAGCGCUAUGAGUCACUGAAGGGGGUGGACCCUAAGUUCCUGAAGAACAUGCGCUUUGCCAAGAAACACAACAAGAAGGGCAUGAAGGCGGCAAGGAAAGCAGCAGCAGCAGCCCAGCAGAAAUAAGCCGCUAUGUUUCCACCAUUGCAAUAAAGCUAUGCUUUGUUAACAAACCAA
Molecule: messenger RNA, 373 nt
Organism: Paralichthys olivaceus (Japanese flounder)
Lineage: Eukaryota; Metazoa; Chordata; Actinopteri; Pleuronectiformes; Paralichthyidae
Gene: rpl29
Product: ribosomal protein L29
Biological process (GO): cytoplasmic translation
Cellular component (GO): cytosolic large ribosomal subunit; ribosome
Molecular function (GO): structural constituent of ribosome
Source: RefSeq, a predicted model, not a curated record